This is a messenger RNA of Symbiodinium sp. CCMP2592, 5409 nucleotides long. The record is from the annotation of a GenBank genome assembly. Lineage: Eukaryota; Dinophyceae; Suessiales; Symbiodiniaceae.
AUGGCUUCAGGUGCGAUUUCUUUCAAGGAUCGCCUGCUUUCCGGCGAGGUCCCCGAGGUUGUGGCUGAUGCCUUAGUGGAUGCAGGCCUCACUGAUCGCCUUUUCUCUGCGAUUGUGGUUAAAGUUGAAGACCUGGAGUCUGCUUUGGAGCAAUGGGUCCCAGCGGCCCUUUUGGCCGCACACCCUGCUGCAGUUCCAGCCCUACGCUUGCUUUGGCUUGAGAGUUGCCACGCUUCUUUGCGUCCAGCUGCUGGGGGCAGUUUCCCGCCCAGCCCUCCGGCAGGUGGCUUAGGUCCAUCCCCAGACGGUGCUACUCCGGGGUCUUGGGCUGAGACCUUUGCACCCAAGCUUUCCGCGGCAAAAGUCAACGAAAUGAAGGAUGCUUUUUUCGAGCAGUAUCCUAGCGAGCUUUUGGACCCAGAUCUGAUGCCCUCCAUUCGCUUGCUUUCACACGUGUACAAGCAGUCAUGUUCCAAGGAGUUUGCUUUUGUGCCUUGGAAGUUUCGCAUGUCGGUCAAGCUGCACGAGGAGCAGCAGAUGGCCAAACCGGCAAAGCGAGCUCGCUCUGAGCUUUCGGACUUGCUUUUUGAUGACGUGCCUACGAGGGACAUUCCUUCGUCGGGUGGAAUGGGGAUGUAUCAUUGUCAACAAAUCCUCGGCCUGCUUUCUUCUGCUUUGGCACUUUGCGGGGCCGCGCACUUGCACACCUUGCGAAACUAUGAGCGCUGCUUUAUGCGCCAUGCUUUCGCGAAGGUCAGUGUGGACUCCGGCCUGAGGGGACCGAACUCCGAGGAGAUGCAACAUGCUGAUCGCAUGCUUUGGUCCUCAAUUGCAGAACUUUGUUCGAAGGGCUUUGCUUUGGAUGAUGCAAUCCAUGAGGUCGUGGACGUUCGUGCCGGUGUCAGUACUUGGUUGCAGCCACGUGCUGCUCCUGUCAAGAUUAAGGACUUUAAUGCUUUUCAGGCAUUGGGCCGUGGUCGUGGCGGCAAAGGCAAGGGCAAGGGCUUCGGAAAGAGCUUUACGAACACAGGCAAGGGCAAUACGGGCACACCUUCCACCGGUGCUUCUGAGCGUAUCCCCUGGGUCAACCAUAUUAUGGAUAAAGGCGAGAAGAAGAUGCUUUGUAUGGACUACAAUCGCCGCCAGGGCUGCUCUCGUGGGAAAAAUUGCAAAUUUUUGCACCGUUGCUGUGUGACAACCACGCCUGUGGCAAGUCCCAUCCUGCUUUUGAGCACCCGGGGAAUGCCCAAUAGGGAACAGUGCAGCAGCCAGGGUUCUCCCUUGCUACCUCCUCCAGGUGACUGGUGUGAAACGGCAGCUUUACCUUCUCCACCUGCUUUGUCAGGUGACCUUUCUCCGAGCACGCCACACUUGCCAGAUGAUGUGGUGGAUGAGGCUCUCAUUUCUUCAGUGAUUUCUCCGGCCCAGGCUCCGACCUCGGGUCCUGGCAUUGUCUCCGAUUCAUUGCUUUCUAGCAAGGGCAAGAUACUUUUGGACGUGUGCUGCGGCAGCAUUCGCCCGAUUUCCUUGGCAGCCCUGGGCCUGGGCCUGGGCUUUGCAGUGUUGUCAGUGGACUCAGCGUUUCAAGAACCCAUUGACAUUAUGGUGGACAACCAGUUUGAGCUUUUGCUUCGAGUUUGCUUCUCAGGUAUAAUUUGGUUCGCUUUCGCGAAUCCCCCGGCCCGCUCCGAGGUCCCACACGAUUCAGAACAUUCCGGCUCGGCCACCCCGGCACUUUUGGAACGAUGCGCAACACUCCUGCUUGCGACCUUUCAGGCUGGAGGCCAUGUUUGCCUGAUACAGUCGGCUGGUUCUACAUCUUGGGAACACCCGCUGGUUCGACGUAUGCUUUUAGAGAUUUCCGCCGCAUGUGUUCUGGUGAAGUCCUCAGACUGGGACGCGCAGAGUAGUUUGCAGUGGUUGUUUGCAUCGUCCUUUCACGGCCUCAGAGCUCUCUCUGCAUCAUCGCCGCUGGUGCCCAGCAGCAAUGCUGAUUGCUUUUCUGAUUAUGGCAGGCUUCCAGCCGACUUAGUGUCGCAGAUUCUACAGACUUUGGCUCCUUUACAGCUUUCUGGUGACGCUUUGGAUCUUUCCUUGCUUUCAGCCGUGGGACGAAUUCCAAUCAAAGAUUUCGGUGUCCCUCCUUUUGCUUUCCAGGAUGGUGGCGGCAUGGGCUCCUGCCCCGACUGGAGCUGUCCUCCUCCGGGAGUACCCAACAAGCUGGCUUCAUUGCGGCAAUCAUGGCUGUCCUUUCUUUUUGCCAAGCGCCUGCCCGGCCGCCUGCAGGAACACAUAUCCCAACGCGGCGAGGGCAGUUUCUUUCUGCCUGAAGAAGUUUCACAACUUCGGGCGCUUUUUGGCCAGUGGGUUGCAUCGCAGGGAGGACCGCAUAGCAUUGAUUGGACAGUAGAUGCGGAACAGCCUUAUUGCCUUCGGGCACUUUCCGUAUUCAGCACCAUGCUCUCUGAUCCGGAUCGAUCACUCUUUCCUGCUUUGAUCGAGGGGGUGCCCACCGGCUUUGACAAGAAUAUCCCGGCCAGUAACGUUUUUGCCAAGCGUCCGGUAGGGGAUCCUGAAGAUGUUGACCUCAUACUUUGUGAAGGCAACUGGUCUUCUGCCGAAGCGAACCCUGCUCUUCUCCGAGAGAUGGUGGCCAAGGAAGUGGAACUUGGCUUCCUAGAAGAGGUACCACUUGAAACUGCUUUGGAAAGGUGGCCUGACCGCUGUGCAGUUGGUAAGAUGAGCAUCGUUUCUAGUGAGGGUCGACCUGACCGUUUGGUUGUGGACAACUCCAUUUGCAACACUAAUGCUUUGUGCCAGAUUGAUGAGACCUAUACUUUGCCGCUAUUGGGAUCGGCACGUGCUUCUUUUCCCUUGCGGGGGCCGUCCUGUAAUCUUUCUGCGGCCACCAUAGAUGUGAAAUCUGCGCAUAAAGCAAUGAAGGUCAAGGAGAGUGACCGUGGCCUGCUUGGAGUUCAAUGUGACGGCCGGCACUAUUUUUAUUCUGUUUGUCCAUUCGGUGCAUGUUUCAGUGCUUUGUGGUGGGCACGACUGGGCAGCUUCUUCGUUCGUGCUUUACAUCUUCUGAUUUAUAUCAGACACUCGCUCAUGUUAUACGUGGACGACUUCUUUCUCACACAAGGGGAGUCCACCAUCUUUGCCACUACAGUGCUGAUUUUAGCAUUUUGCGUUUGCUUUAAUAUUCCUUUGAGCUGGCGCAAACUGGACAUUGGACCAGAAGUGGUGUGGAUAGGCUGGUGCAUCAAUGUGCGGGCAGGCUGCUUUUCGAUUCCGCAGAGCAAGAGAGAUCGUUUGCUUUCGCAGGUCACAUCUUUGUUGCGCAACUCUGGGAACGCGCACAAGUGGGAUUUGCACAAAGUGACUGGUAUGAUUCAGUGGUUUCUGCAUGCCUUUCCCCAUCUUCGACCUUGGGUUGGUGUGCUUUACAAGGAUCUCCACUGCCCGCCAGCCACUUUGCAUAGCAUCGACCCGCAUUACUUUGCUGAUCUACAUGAUUGUGUUGACGACAACUUGCUUUUUGUACGUGUACCGUCAGGUACUGCCAUCCCUCUUGGUGCCAAGCUGAUUGAUGUCAGGCAUAUGCCUAUCCGACGCCGCUCUGACCUUGCCAAAAUCGACAUGCCAAAUGGGGCAUCCUCUUUUCAUGGGGACAUGCCCGCCGCAGAUGAGCUGCUUUACGACCUCCCUUUCUGGGACAUGUCAUGCAGCGUGUCGAUCCUUGCCAUUCCUGAGGUGAUCUUUGUGAUACUCGUCUGGCAUCACAGGGCUUUCGACAACAGCUUCACAAUGCUUGCUUUGCUUCUGCAUAGCUUGCACUGCUACAGCCGUUGCACCACCAGUCAAAAGAGUUGUGAACUGGUCCUUUCGAUCCGGGCCCCGAAAGCGCGCCGAGUAUGGCGCAACCAGUGCGUCAUUGUCAAGAACUGGGCACUGAUCAGUUGGCUGGUUUGGUGGAUGGAGGGGAAGCCGAGCAAAGAGAAAUUGUUCCGAGUGGCACGCCGGGACUGGGCAAAGCUGUUCGCCAAGGGCUUGGAGCUUCUACGUGUUCAUGAUCUAGGAUACACAUUAGGGUCGCUACGCGGAGGUGGUGCUACACACUUGUUCCGAGUGACUGAGAACCUGGCGCUUUUGCAAUUCGCAGGGCGCUGGGCCCGUCAGGAGACUGUCAAGUCGUACUUGCAGGAGGGGUUAGCGCUCCAGGUGGCCUGCUCAGCGAGUGCUGUUGGAAGAGAGAAGUUGUCCGAAGCGCACUCCGAGUGGCGUUUGUUUAGAACACACUGGCCGGCUGCCGGCGCGCCCCUCUACUUCAGAAAGUUCGCGGCCGUUUUCUUCGGACCAGUCGGGCAGUGCUGCUGGACCGUUGGCACGGGCGCAGGCGACUCGAACUACAGCCAGCGUGAGACCGACCAGCUCUUCUUCUUCCUCGUCGGUGGCGGCGUCUGCAAACAAGCAGGGGCCUUCAGUGGGGGCGCAGAGUCAAGUGACAGGGUCGUCGGUGUGCUACCACGGCGACUCUCGCUUCUACGUGGUCUGGGAUGGACGGCGGGACCAGCCAAGACAACCUGGCCUCGUCGCCUGGAGGCCGCCCUUCCAAACGGGCGACUCUCCGGCUCUCACGUACGACUCCGACGAGUGCAAAGCCUAGCAGAAGCAGAGACCUUGUGGCACCGGGCGGCAACGGACGUCCUGUUGGAAGCGGCGCACACGGCAGCAGUGCAACUAGGAGAUGAACCUGUGGAUGCUGGGUUGACUCCUGCAGAGGUACUUCAAGAUCCCUCUGCUUGCGCCACUGCUACGCGUUGGAAGGCUGGCUCUACCGCUCGUCGAGUGACCGCAGCCCUGGCUUCGCUGUCUACGUGGACGGGCCAAGGCCGUGCGCCGGUCCACGAGCUGCAGCCGGUCAGAACGAGGCCGUUAACUCGGCCAGUUGACGGGCCGCGCCAGCUGUUCACUGGGGAGCUUUUGAGACGGUGGUUGCCGCUUACAAGAUGGAGAACGUGGCUGAUCCUGAUGAUGGUUCUGAUCUUCCCGCGCGUCAUCGCGCUGCUCCUGGCGUUAAUGGUGCGGCUUUGUGUCCGCGGCGUGGUGGCCAUUGCCAUCCAUUUUGGCCGUGAGAUCUUCUUCCAGAUCACCGCAGCGGCAGCGGAGGUUGAAGACUCCUUGGUGCUGUGGCUCUCGGAGCUCCUCAUGGGAGGCCCCAGCACGCUACAGCCACCGCUGCUCCUGUCUGAUGGGACUCCGGCCCCUGCGCCGCCGCCGCCGCCGCCAGGUGGCAUCACGAAUACCCUCCCGGCCCGCCCUUUUGACUGCGUGACGAUCGUGCUCCUUCUCUGGAACCUGUACCGUGGUCAGCCUGUACGUGGGGGUGGUGGAGAACCAGGAGGUUAA